CUUUAAUAUUUUAAAUCUAUUGGUUUUAAUAAUUUCAUUAAAUUAUUUUUAAAUAAAACUUAUUUAUACUAUAAAAUUCAACACUAAUUUUAUGGACUAAUGUCUGGCUUUGAUAGGAGUCGAGUGGUCGGUGUAUCCGAUGAGGAAUUGGAUGAAUAUACGUGUGGUAUAUGUCUGGAGGUGUUUGUCAACCCAGUGGUCACCCAAUGCUGUCAACAAACCUAUUGUCAUGAAUGCAUCCAUAAUUGGCUCUCAGAAAACAACACCUGUCCUAAUGAUCGCAAAAAAUUGAGACCACGAGGUGUGAGUCCUGCGCCCAGAGUUUUGGUCAACUUAUUGAACAAAAUGAAAGUUAAAUGCGAUUUCUAUGCCAAUGGCUGCGAAUCAGUGGUGAAAAUGCAUGAAUUGUCACAACAUAUAGAGUAUUGCGAUUAUAACGCAAACCGAAAGUGUAAGACCUGUCACCUGGCUAUUGAUGGCAAUACUCAACACAACUGUAUCGACAAUCUAUUGAUUCAAAACCAAAGCCUUCGUAAUGAUAACCAGAGACUUAAAGCCAAGAAUAAUAAACUGAGUAUGAAGGGUGUGAUUUCAUUAGCUCGUAAGGACCUGGAUAAUUAUGAAGUGCGAUCAAAAUCACGAAUGUCAUCGUCUGAAGUGAACAAAUGUAUUGAGAGGUCCCAGGAAAUGAUCAUUUUGUUAACUGUUGUCAAUAAGAAAUGA
Oppiella nova is the source of this 723-nucleotide messenger RNA. NCBI's taxonomy places the organism in Eukaryota, Metazoa, Arthropoda, Arachnida, Sarcoptiformes, Oppiidae. The record is from the annotation of a GenBank genome assembly.